Messenger RNA from Penaeus monodon (black tiger shrimp), 1252 nucleotides. RefSeq names its product glycine-rich cell wall structural protein-like. The transcript has 3 exons. NCBI's taxonomy places the organism in Eukaryota, Metazoa, Arthropoda, Malacostraca, Decapoda, Penaeidae. The coding region runs from base 1 to 1119 and encodes 372 amino acids. The record is from RefSeq and is a predicted model, not a curated record.
AUGAUUAUAGAGAAUUACAACUGCCAGAGAGCUCAAGUUAAGUUCCCAGCCAAGGUGAUGAUCUCAUCUGUGAUCUCUGUCAUGGGUACUGGAAGAUUGGAGAUUGUAAAAUAUGAUCUAAAUCAAGCUAGAUAUCGUGAUAUCACUGAUAGACUUCUGCUUCAGCUUUACAACAGGGAAAAGGCCCGCUGGUACGUUCGAGGCAUGCCAAGACGUGUUUCUGCAGUGAUCAAGAUCGUGCUGCUGCUGACGACCGUUGCGGCGGCGGCGCAGCAGAAACGUGAGGCUGAACCGUCCGGAGGAUACGGACACGGGCUCGGACACGGCUUUGGCUACCGCUAUGGCUUUGACACCGGAUAUGGCUAUGGUCAUGGUCACGGAUUAGGACACGGUCACGGCCAUGGGCAUUCAGUAGCGUUUGUACAUGGUGGUCAUGGACAUGGAUUCGGUUUAGGAUUUGGACAUGGUCAUGGUUUCGGACAUGGUCAUGGAUUUGGACAUGGUCAUGGUUUCGGACACGGCCAUGGUUACAGUGUUGUACAUCAACACGGUUUUGGCCAUGGACAUGGAAUCGGCUUUGGCCACGGCUUCGGACACGGCUACGGCCACGGCAUCUACAAGCGCGAAGCCAAAGCCGAACCCGAAGCCAAGGCCGAACCCGAAGCCAAGGCCGACCCGAAGGCAGAACCCGGCUUUUCCCACGGCUUUGGAGGCCACGGCUUCGGCGGCUUCGACGGUCAUGGUUUCGGUGGUCAUGGAUUCGGUGGUCAUGGAUUCGGACAUGGUGGCCAUGGAUUCGGGCAUGGUGGGUUUGGAUUGGGCCAUGGCUUUGGCCAUGGAUUUGAUCACGGCAUCGGUCACGGUCACGGCCACGUUGUCACUCAUGAAGUUGUCCAUGUAGGGCAUGGCCACGGUCACGGCCAUGGAUUUGGCCAUGGAAUUGGUCUUGGUCAUGGCUUUGGUCACGGCAUUGGUCAUGGCUUCGGACAUGGCAUCGGCCAUGGUUUCGGACACGGAAUCGGUCAUGGAUUCGGACACGGUAUUGGUCAUGGAUUUGGACACGGUAUCGGUCAUGGAUUCGGACACGGUUACGGCUACGGAGGAUAUGGUUACCAUUAGCUGCGGCCAAUGUAUAUUUUCAAGGGAACUAAAACGAGUAUUUAAUAAUAUAUAUGCAGUUCAAACAUUAUUUAUAGAGCCACAAUCCAAAAAGAGAGAAAGAGGUAACUAAAGACAAAGAAGUGUCUGAAGA